Drechmeria coniospora is the source of this 1899-nucleotide messenger RNA. RefSeq names its product glutaminyl-tRNA synthetase. The transcript has 5 exons. Gene Ontology annotation, molecular function: ATP binding; glutamine-tRNA ligase activity. NCBI's taxonomy places the organism in Eukaryota, Fungi, Ascomycota, Sordariomycetes, Hypocreales, Ophiocordycipitaceae. Gene Ontology annotation, cellular component: cytoplasm; cytosol. The record is from RefSeq and is a predicted model, not a curated record. Bases 1 to 1899 code for a protein of 632 amino acids. Gene Ontology annotation, biological process: translation; glutaminyl-tRNA aminoacylation.
AUGCCGGAUCCAGUUGCUGACGUGACGGAAGCUACCGUCAAGCUCGUGCUGGACGAAGGCACAGGCGAAAUGGUGACGCGGAACGAGCUGAAGAAACGACUGCAGAAGCGGGCGCGGAAAGCGGCACAGGCCGACGCUCGCGCGAAGCAAGCCGAGAAUCCCCAGCCGAAGGGGGUUGCGUCGACGCCGAAAGCGAAGCGGGAAGAGGUCGUCGAGCUCGACCCCCAAGCCAUGUUCAAGCAAGGCUUCCUCGCCGACGUCUUCAGGGACCGUCCCGUCAAGCCGGUCGUCACCCGCUUUCCACCGGAGCCGAACGGCUAUCUGCACCUCGGGCACGCCAAGGCGAUCGCCAUCGACUUUGGCUUCGCGAAAUACCACGGCGGCAGGACGAUCUUGAGAUUCGACGACACGAACCCGGACGAGGAAGAAGAGAUCUACUUCGAAUGGAUCGUCAAGAUCAUCAAAUGGCUCGGCUUCACACCCGAUGAAAUCACCCACUCGAGCGACAACUUCCAAAAGCUCUACGAGCUCGCCAUAGAGCUCGUCAAGAAGGAGAAGGCCUACGUGUGCCACUGCGGCGAGGAGGAGAUCAAGCUGCAGCGCGGCGGCAAGGACGGCAAGGAAGGACCGAGGUUCCGCUGCCAGCAUGCCGACCAGGACGUUGCCACCAACUUGGCCAAGUUCAAGGACAUGCACGACGGCAAGUACGAGCCCCGAUCCGCCUUCCUGCGCAUGAAGCAAGACAUCACCAGCGGAAAUCCUCAGAUGUGGGACCUCGCCGCCUACAGGAUACCGAAGCAGCAGAAGAGUCAUGUGCGGGCGCCCGAGUGGAAGAUGUUUCCCACCUACGACUUCACCCACUGCUUGUGCGACAGCUUCGAGGGAAUCACUCACAGUCUCUGCACGACCGAAUUCAUCCUGUCGAGGGAGAGUUACGACUGGCUCAACAGGACACUCGGCGUGUACGAGCCGAUGCAGCGAGAAUUCGGCCGGCUGAACGUCAGCGGCACCAUCAUGAGCAAGCGGGCGCUCAAGAAGCUCGUCGAGGGGAAGAUUGUCGCAGGCUGGGACGACCCUCGGCUGCAUACCCUCAUCGCCAUCAAGCGAAGAGGCGUACCGCCCGGCGCCCUCCUCUCCUUCAUCAACGAACUUGGCGUGACGACGGCGCGGACCAUCAUCUCCAUCGCCCGCUUCGAGCAGUCUGUCCGCCGAUACCUCGAGCACACGGUCCCCCGCAUCAUGCUCAUCCUGGACCCGGUUCCCGUCACCAUCGAGGAUCACGUGGAGGAGAUGGAGGUCGACACGCCCUACUCGACAAAGGACGCCAAGUUCGGCUCCCACAAGGUCAAGUUCACCAAGACGGUCUACAUCGACCGCUCCGACUUCCGCGAGGAGGACAGCAAAGGAUACUUCCGACUCGCGCCCGGCAAGGCCGUCGGACUCUUCCAAACGCCGUAUCCCAUCAAGGCUACGAGCUUCACCAAGGACGAAACGACGGGCCUCGUCACUGGCGUCAGUGCCGUCUUCGACAAGGAGGCCAAGCCCAAGACGUAUAUUACCUGGGUGCCGGAGGGUUCGGCCAAGGUGGAGGCUCGAAUCUACAACCAGCUGUUCAAGUCGGACGAUCCUUCGGCCGUCGAAGGCGGCUUCCUGAACGACGUCAACCCAAACAGCUUGGUCGUCCACAAAGACGCCUUGAUCGAGGCCGGAUUCUCUGAGAUCCAGGCUAGGGCACCCUGGCCGGCCACGGCCGGCGAAGCGAGCGGGACGAGCGGACCAGAAAGCGUGCGCUUCCAGGCGAUGCGCGUUGGCUAUUUCGCCGUCGAUUCCGAUUCCACCGCCGACAAGAUUGUCCUCAAUCGCAUCGUCUCUCUGAAGGAGGAUUCGGGCAAGAAAUAA